UUUGUUUUAGAAAAAUGUCAAAUAAUCAUUUUUUAAAUGCAUUUCAAAAAUUUAAUUUUAUAUACAAAACUUUUUCCACUGAAGCCUGGAAGAAAAGCUCAACCAUUUAUGCACUUUCAUCUGGCCAUGGAAAAUGUGGAGUUGCUGUUGUAAGAAUAUCAGGCCCUUGCGCUAAAUUAGCAAUAGAAAAUAUGACAAAUAUUUCAAAGCUAGAAGCUAGAAAAGCUUAUUUAAAAAAUAUACGUCAUCCAACUACAAAUGAAAUAAUUGACAAAGGCUUGUGUCUAUGGUUUCCAGCACCUCACUCUUUUACUGGAGAAGAUAGCGUUGAAUUUCAAGUACAUGGUGGUACAGCUAUUUUAUCAGCUUUAAUGUUAGCACUUUCCAAGUUAGGGUUUCGUCCAGCAUUAGCCGGUGAAUUUACAAAAAGAGCUUUUUUCAAUGAUAAACUUGAUUUAACAGAAAUUGAAGGCUUAGCUGAUUUAAUACAUGCUGAAACUGAACAACAAAGAAAACAAGCUCUAAUACAGGCCCAUGGAAACUUAAGUGCUCUUUAUAGUACUUGGAGGUCUAUUCUUUUGAAAUCUUUGUCUCAUAUUGAAGCUUAUAUUGAUUUUGGUGAAGAAGAAAAUAUCGAAACUGAAACUUUUAAAGUAUGCAAUUCAGAUCUAAUAGAUCUUUCUAAUAAAAUUCAAAAACACUUGUUGGAUGAUCGGAAAGGAGAGAUAUUAAGAAAUGGUAUUAAAUCUAUUAUAUUAGGUGAACCUAAUGUUGGGAAAAGCAGUUUACUGAAUCAUUUGGUAAAUAGAAAUGCUGCAAUUGUAACUUCAAUACCUGGUACUACAAGAGAUAUUGUGGAAUUGACUGCCAAUAUUGCUGGUUAUCCAAUUUUAUUAGCUGAUACAGCUGGUAUCAAUAGAAACACCACUGAUAUAAUUGAAAAAGAAGGUAUCAAAAGAGCUAAAGAUCAAGCUAAAAUGGCAGACUUUAUUAUGCUCGUUAUCGAUGCAUCAAAAUACAAAGCCUCUAAUCAAACAUUUAAGGAAUAUCUUCAUAAUUAUGUAAAAAGUCUUGAACUAGAAUGCUUGUUACUGAAAAAAAAUAAUCUAGUAAAUAAUUGUAUAAUAAUUUUAAAUAAGAUAGAUUUAUUAAAUGAAGUUGAUAGGAAAAAUGUACAGAAACAAAAUGUAAUUAGCAUAUCUUGUGCUAAUGAACAAGGUUUUGAAAAAUUAUUGGAAACAAUGGGCAAAAAAUUUGAAGCCAUUUGUGGAAACCCAACCGCUGAAAAUCCGACUAUCAGUCAAGAAAGACAUAGAAACCAUUUACAAGAGUGCCAUAAUUGCCUUAUGAAUUAUUUUGAUAUGAUUUCAAGGAAAAAUUAUGAUGUUGUUUUAGCUGCCCAAGAAAUUCGAAAAGCGGCUCGCGAACUAGGAAAAAUUACCGGACAUGUUAGUACAGAAGAGAUUUUAGAUAUAAUAUUUAAGAACUUUUGUAUUGGUAAAUAA
This is a messenger RNA of Trichogramma pretiosum, 1505 nucleotides long. Its product is annotated as tRNA modification GTPase GTPBP3, mitochondrial. Gene Ontology annotation, molecular function: GTPase activity; GTP binding; protein binding. NCBI's taxonomy places the organism in Eukaryota, Metazoa, Arthropoda, Insecta, Hymenoptera, Trichogrammatidae. Gene Ontology annotation, cellular component: cytoplasm; mitochondrion. Bases 15 to 1505 code for a protein of 496 amino acids. Gene Ontology annotation, biological process: tRNA methylation; tRNA wobble uridine modification. The record is from RefSeq and is a predicted model, not a curated record. The transcript has 4 exons.